This is a messenger RNA of Amphimedon queenslandica, 607 nucleotides long. RefSeq lists its product as uncharacterized. Gene Ontology annotation, biological process: signal transduction. The record is from RefSeq and is a predicted model, not a curated record. Gene Ontology annotation, molecular function: protein binding. Bases 15 to 587 code for a protein of 190 amino acids. The transcript is spliced from 4 exons. Lineage: Eukaryota; Metazoa; Porifera; Demospongiae; Haplosclerida; Niphatidae.
CCACACCUUUUAAAAUGGCAGACACCAUGACGAAAACUGAAAUUUCUAUAAGUGUCAUUAAAUUGAAGACGAAACUAAAUGAUAUUGUACCAGACUGGAUGAUGUUCGGAAUACAACUAGGAGUACCUAUGACUAAGCUAAGAUCCAUUGAGUCUAGCAGAUAUCAUUCCAGGAGUACUGAUGAUAAGUUUACAUUGAUGCUUACAAAGUGGCUUGAGAUUUCAACUGAUCAAACAUGGUCAAACAUAUCAACGGCAUUGGAAGCUAUAGGAAACAGAAGAUUAGCUUGCUCCAUUAAAGACAAAUAUGGGGAAGGCAAUGUUACUGUUGAUGCAACUGAUUUGCAAACAAUACUUAAAGAAGUAAUACCAAACUGGAUUCAUUUUGGGCUGAUGCUUGGAAUACCCAAAAUAGAGUUGGAUAUUAUUGAUGAUCGUAAUCCAUACUCCCAGUAUUUAUUUGAGACCUUAGAGUACUGGAAAGAUAAUGGAGAUUUUACAUGGGAGACACUAAUCGAUGCUGUGAGAAGAAUUGGCAAUGAAAAGCUUGCAAUGGCACUGGAAAAAGAUUACAUUGUACAAACAUGAGACUGAACAUGCUCUCCCAU